AUCAAAAUAUGGCUAUAACCGUGAUUGAAUCGUCCUACGAAAAGCGCAUAAGGGCUUUGUACGACAAACAAAUACGCAUGGAGGCGCGUGAGGCGAGUGUCAUCAAGAAAAUCUCCAAAUUCAACAGCAAUCUGUUGGAUCUCAAGGAGGAAGUAGUUCGCCAUCGCCAAAAGGCGGCAAAAGUACAGAAAGUUAAAAUGCUGCGCUGCGGGGAGUUGGAGAAGCGAGCUGACUUUAUGGAGGAACUGACUCAAGAACUGGAGGCCACCAAACAGAGGAAUCUCGUGAUGAGGGAUCAGAUAAAACAGCUCAAUAUGUUGGCCAGGCAGCACAGAAACGAAGCCAUGGAAAGCAUUCACACGCUGUCGAAGACAACAGGGACCUAUUUAAAUCACGACGCGUUGCCGGCACGUGUGAAAGGGGUCACUGUGCUGCGUGACGACAAAGGCGACCAGUUGAUACCCUUUGAUCUGAAGGCCACCGAUGUGGAGGGACUGGAGUCACUUUGUCAGCACCUUCAAAGCCUUAAUAUCGACGUAUUCCAGUGGCGACAGCUCGUCUCGCUGGCCACGGAAAUGUCUAUGGAAUCGCCUACUACUCCUACUACGCCACCCAAGGAGGCGGCCGAGGGCAAGUCCAUAAUUGAGAUUGAUCUCACCUCGCCGACGAGUCACAUUUGA
Molecule: messenger RNA, 680 nt
Organism: Drosophila takahashii
Lineage: Eukaryota; Metazoa; Arthropoda; Insecta; Diptera; Drosophilidae
Gene: Spc25
Product: Spc25
Source: RefSeq, a predicted model, not a curated record